This is a messenger RNA of Salvia splendens (bonfire salvia), 3294 nucleotides long. RefSeq lists its product as uncharacterized. Lineage: Eukaryota; Viridiplantae; Streptophyta; Magnoliopsida; Lamiales; Lamiaceae. The coding region runs from base 2377 to 3294 and encodes 305 amino acids. The record is from RefSeq and is a predicted model, not a curated record. The transcript is spliced from 2 exons. Gene Ontology annotation, biological process: chloroplast avoidance movement; chloroplast accumulation movement. Gene Ontology annotation, cellular component: cytosol.
UUAAGAGAAGGGCAGAACAGACAUUUUGGAAGAGGAGUGCCCUAGGGAUCUAAGCCUCAAGCCUCCCUAUAAAUAGGGAAGGGAAGGAAGAUUGAGGCAACACUUAUCAUCGACUCUCUCUAGAGCUGAGUCUCGAAAGCUCACGUUUACUCUCCAAUCCUCCCAUUCUCAUUCCGCACACUUGGAAAUAGGGGUUUAGUAGUUGGUUGUGGUGGUGUUUUCGUUUUAAGUUUGUUGUGUAUGUGUUCCACCGUCCGAGAAGGACGAAGAAACAAUCGUUUAAAUUUCUGUCUGCUACAAUUUCUCUUUGAAGUAUUUCUUAGUUUAGAACUUCGUAUUUGUGAAGCAACUUCUGAAUUUGUUAAUUUGCAUAUGAUGUUUGAAAUAUUCUACCGUACUGUUAAUCUUAUGUGUGUCUUUGUUUUGAGCUGAUUCUGUUGGAAUUUAUCAAGUUUAAGUCAUGAAUGCUUUCACUUAAUUUGGUUGGUUUACUAUUCGAGCAGCUUUGUUUAAAUCUGAUUGGAUGCUUUUCGCAAUUGAGAAUGUAAGAUAAUGAGAUUUCGGUAGAUACGUUCCAUUUUCUUAGAUCUGCUUGAUUGUGUUGGAUUUUCGGGGAUCGCUUUUAGAUUACCUAGAUAUGGAGUUUGGUGCUUUGAUUUUUGCAUGAAUUAUGAUUUCUGCUGCUCAUGCUCUGCUUUAAGUUGAUCAAGUAGGAUAGAUCCGGUAGUUAUAGUUGAAUUUACUUUUUAUAUCAUCUUUCCGGUUAUUUCCUUUGUUGAGUGCUCAAGUUUAUGUUACGUCCUGAUUGUUUGCAGAUGUGAUGAAGAAGAUGAAGUAGUCAGGGAUUUAGAUCUAGAAUUGCAGCUUUAUUCUUUUUACUUUUGCAACUUUUCUGAUGUUAGUUACUUAAGGGACCUGGUCCCCACCUUUCUAGUUAUUCUUGUUUAGCCAUUUCGGGAAAGUCUAGUAUGAGUCUCUCAAUUUAGUUCAGUUGAUUUCUAGGUUGAUCAGUCCAGAGUUAGGAGUAAACAGUCAGUUAAACAUGCAGUUUAGUUUGAGUUGAUCAAUUCAGUAAAAACUAGUUUAAGUCGUUCAGUUUAGUAAAUCAAAUCUCAACCCACUUGGAAGCGUGGCAACAGCCAACCCCCAAAUGUCAACAUCAAAUAUGAAAACACUUCAUCUCUGUGGGAUCGACCCUUAUUUCCCUUUACUAAUUAAUAGUAUUGUGGGUUAAGGUCUUGAAAAGCGAGUUUUGUUCUAUUUUGCGCAUCCAACGACAGGUAGAUUGUCUAAGAGUUGACUAGAUCCGUUGAUUAACGUCUCUUGGUCCGUCUGUGUAAACUAGUGCCUUUUCAAUGACCCACUUUUCUUUUUCAGUUUGUCCCACCUAAGAUGACUCAUUACUAAAAUGAGAAUAUUUUUAUUUCUAUUUUUUUAUUCACUCUCUCUUAAUUUACUCUCUCCACCUAACAUUAUUCCAUCUCUUACUUUACUCUCCCACUUAACACACAAAAUAAAGUUUUAUAAAUUUGCGUGCCACCCAAGGAAGGAGUCAUCUUCUUUGGGACAGAGUGAGUAGUUAUCUUACCCAUUUAUAUCUCAAUAUUUUCAUAUUAUUCAUAUUAUAAAACUAAAUCAUGAUAGAAUAACCGUGAAUUAUAGCCAAUCAUAUUCAUUCUAGAAAAUUGUACUGAAUUCCUAGGGUGUUUACAACAGUGGACGAUCACAUUGUCGGACUAUCGUCUACUAUUGUAGGUAUCCGCCCACCCCUCGCCGCAGCCGCCCGCCCUUCACAUAGUCCGCGACCCAAGGACAGACGAUCAAUCCUCUAGGCGAUUGUCAGCUAUUGCGGGCAUUCGGACAAUGAUUAUUUUCUCCCCAUUUUUCACUCUAUAAAUACACCGCAUUUCAACCUUCAUUUCUCACUCCUUCCAAUCUCUUUGCCCAUUUCACUUCUCCCUCAGUCUAGUAUAAUGAAUCUCAGUGACGAUUCGACUUUGGAUGUCCUAAAUCGGGCCAUUGAUCGUGCCAUGUUAGAUUACGGUAUGCAUUAUUACGAGCACAUGGUCCAACAACAACGACAACAACAUGCAGAACUGGUCCCGAGGUCAAUCGUACAUCGGGAGUCGGUCUUCCGAGAGCAUGUCAUAGUUGUCGAAUGGCUGUUCGCGGACUAUUUUGCCUCGGAACCAUGGUGGGGCAUGACGGUAUUUCACCUGCGUUUUAGAAUGCGACGUGAGGUUUUCAUGGGCAUUGCUAACACGUUGGAGGCACGUGAUGAAUACUUCCAGCAGCGUCCCGAUGCCAGCGGCAGACCGGAUUGUCGAUACUGCAGAAGUGCAAUGCAAUUAGGCAGUUUGCCUACAGUGGACUACAAUGCGCGACCAACAAGCCUAUUCUCGCCUCCAGGCCGAUGUGAUCGAAAAAAAGUUUGAACUCGAAAAGGCAAUGGAAGAUCUGAAACAAGCUAAUGAAGAAGCCGUGCAGUCAUGGCUGGACUCUCGACCGCUGAUCGAUGAGCUCGAAAAGAUUCAAGCCGAGUUAAACGCAACGAGAGCCAGAGUGGCCAACGCGAACAGUGUCAUUUCCGACCUUCAAGCGCAGCUGGGAACGACAGAGAUGUGCAUCAAGUCGGCCAAGGACGAAGAGCAUAAUAUGCAGAUGAGAAUGAACGUCUUGAAUCAAGACGUGCACACGAUGCAGGAGGAGACGGAACAGCUCAAAGCGAAGAUAGUUAGGAAACGAAGGAAAAUAUCGAAACUGAAGCUAGGGCUGCGACUCAAGAGGCAGACGCUCGAGACGUUUGAGCUCACUUGUGAGGCAGUGGAGCUCGAAUCACGAGCCUUUCAUGCCUCGUUAGCUCAAGCGUUGUACUACAUUGAUAACUCUGAGGCCGCGAAUGUAAUGAUCCAUCUGAGUCAAGAGGAAUACGGACGUCUGAAACAGGAAGCCAACGAGCGAAUCUCAGAUUCAGAGAGGCGAGUUUCAAAAUCUGCGGACGAGAAACUUAGAGCGGAGAAGGCCAGAGACUUGGCUUUCAGGAGACUACUGACCUUGCAUCCACACAACAGAUUUCGGCAGAACAAUAUCAGAGAACAAAUAACUAACAUGAAGAGGCCGCGAUAUCCGAGCAAACGUAGACAUGGGUUUAACUCUCCAACAGGAGCUAAUCAGCAUCAGAAAUCCAAAAACUACUAUACUUUUCAUGUAAAGAAAAAGGAGUCAAUCUUUUUCAGGAUUAAAAUUUUCAUUGUGCCAUGUUUAACAAAGUACUUUAAACGACCUGCAGUGUAA